Messenger RNA from Lathyrus sativus (Indian pea), 1149 nucleotides. NCBI's taxonomy places the organism in Eukaryota, Viridiplantae, Streptophyta, Magnoliopsida, Fabales, Fabaceae. The record is from the annotation of a GenBank genome assembly.
AUGAUCAGCAAAACGCUUUUUUUGACUUAUUUCUACUUGUUUAUCUACAUCUUGCUUUCUUCUGGUGUCAUUUUGUACAACAAGUGGGUUUUAUCUCCAAAGUACUUUAACUUUCCACUUCCCAUCACACUUACUAUGAUUCAUAUGGGUUUUUCUGGAGCUGUUGCGUUUUUACUUGUUAGGGUUUUUAAGGUUGUAUCGCCGGUUAAAAUGUCAUUUGAAAUAUAUGCAACUUGUGUGAUACCAAUAAGUGCAUUCUUUGCAUCAAGUCUCUGGUUUGGUAACACGGCAUAUUUGCAUAUUUCUGUGGCUUUCAUCCAGAUGCUUAAAGCUCUGAUGCCUGUUGCAACUUUCCUUGUGGCUGUUUUAUGUGGCAUUGACAAAGCAAGGUGUGACGUGUUCUUCAACAUGCUGCUAGUUAGUGUUGGAGUUGUCAUUUCCUCCUACGGGGAAAUUCAUUUUAAUAUAGUUGGUACACUUUACCAGGUCACAGGCAUCUUUGCAGAAGCUUUUCGUCUCGUUUUAACACAAGUCCUUUUACAAAAGAAGGGCUUGAGUUUAAAUCCCAUUACAAGCUUAUAUUACAUAGCUCCAUGCAGUUUUGUGUUUCUCUUUGUGCCUUGGUACCUUUUGGAAAAGCCAAUGAUUGAAGUUUCACAGAUUCAGUUCAAUUUUUGGAUCUUCUUUUCAAAUGCUCUUUGUGCUCUAGCCUUGAACUUUUCCAUCUUCUUAGUGAUUGGUAGAACCGGUGCUGUAACCAUCCGGGUUGCCGGUGUGCUUAAAGACUGGAUAUUAAUAGCCCUUUCAACAGUUAUAUUUCCAGAGUCUACAAUAACUGGACUGAAUAUAAUUGGCUAUGGUAUCGCAUUAUGCGGAGUUGUGAUGUACAAUUACAUAAAGGUCAGGGAUGUUCGAGCCUCUCAAUUAACUGCUGAAAGUAUUCCCGAUCGAAUCACUAAGGACUGGAAACUUGAGAAGAAGUCAUCUGAUAUUUAUGUGCCAGAUAAUGGUGGCAACAAUGAAGGAGGCAGCGGUGGCAAUGGUUCUGCCUCUGAUACGAAUAUUAAUGUAGAAACACCACUAAUUUCUUCAUCAAGGUUGUCUCAUAUUGGCCGUACACAGCUAACCAGCCAUGCGACAGGGAAAUGA